Molecule: messenger RNA, 823 nt
Organism: Galleria mellonella (greater wax moth)
Lineage: Eukaryota; Metazoa; Arthropoda; Insecta; Lepidoptera; Pyralidae
Exons: 1
Coding region: 290-757 (155 amino acids)
Source: RefSeq, a predicted model, not a curated record
UUAUAAAAAAAUGUCGAUUUAAUGAGUUUGUAAACAAGUCUAUUCGAAUGGAGAUUAUUUCUAUUCUAUUACCUAGUAUAAAUAAAAAGAGUACUUACAAUUCUAAAUGAAAUAUUUAAAUCAGACUAAAAACUAUUUACUGGCACUGGCAUAUGAUAAAAGAAAAGAAGCAGAAAACAAAAGAAUACAAACGUGUAUGUGUUUUGACACACGCGUUUACAAUAUUUUCUUAGUGAUUUUAUAAAUUAAACAAUACAAAAUUAUCAGUUACAUUUGGAAGAAAUUGGCGAUGGACGAUGAAAACGCGAAGGAAGAGAACCAUCAACCAUCCUCAAGUAAAAAAGAAAGCCAAAGAGAUUCCGAGAAGGAUUUGUAUGACGGGAAAAGAGAAUAUGAAGAAAGAGGCAAAUACGAUAGACAUGACGAUGGCGUAUCCGUUAGUGAAUCUUUCACGACCGGUUCGGAUUCUGUAAAAAGUAGAAUAGAUACGGCAGAUGUUAAUCCCGAGAUCCCAAAACCUCCAAUGGAGAAGGGAAAACGAGAGAAGCCUAAGAGGAAGAAACGUGGUAAACGACGUAAUGGGAGAGUGGAAAAGAGGCGUUCGCUAGGACGACGUCAAGUUUUCCGGAGAGCCCCAAAACGGAGGUUAAGGGAGAGAAAAGAAAUACGGGAUCUGUCAGUCUCCACUAUCUUUACCAGCAGUUCUAGAAUCCUGGGUUGUAAGCACUGCGGGCAUCGUUGUUGCCGCCGAAGGUAGAUUUUGUUUUGAGACUUUUAUACGCUUUGUAAAUUGUUCAAAGUUUUGUUAUUAAAUCUUGCUUAU